UGAACAAGGCUCGCACAGUGUCCGCGGGCGCGCUGGCAGCAGCGCUGCCGCUGAGCCAGAUGCACCUCCGAGGGGAACGCUGCGGGCGAGCAGCUGCUCCGGGUUGUUGGGAAACCGAGCGGCCGGGACUGUAACACCCCAGGAUUUAUUUCCUUGCAGGCUGCUGGUGCUCGGGAGGGAGGCUGACAGUGCUGGGGGUGCUUGGCUCGCUGCCCUCGAUAGGAAGGAGGUGUCCUCAGCCCUGGGUCUGCAGCCUCUUCGAGGCCACCUGCAGAGCUGCUGGGGAAGCAUGGACCAGAGAAAGCCGGUGCCAGGCACCCAGAGAAGGGGACCGAGGGCCAGCUGCCAGCCGUGGUGGAUGGUGACCAUCGCCGCUGGCGUGGUGGGCAGCGUGACAGCCCUCUGCCUGGGGAUCCUGCUGGCCUGGCACCCUGCGGUGGAGACCAGCUUUGAGCACACAGUGGAGCUGCGAGGGAUCGUGUUCAACAGCAGCUUGCAGGCAGAGAACUCGGACUACUACAGGGUGCUGACGCCUGCUCUCGAGAGGCUGUUUCUGUCCAGUUUCCAGGACUCCCAGCUGGACUGGAGCUGCACCGGUUGCACCAUCCUGGGCUACAGGAAUGGAAACUCGAGCGUGAUCGUCCAUUUCCGCCUCCACUUCAUCCCUCAGGAUUCCCACCCGCUGAGCUCCACCAUGGAGGAGGAGGCUCUCAGGCAUGGGCUGGUGGCUGCCCUGCCCAAGCAAGGGCUUUCCCUGGCUGCCUAUGGGACUAUAUCCUCAGCUUCCCUUACAGGUCCCGGUGAGGUUUCUCCCCACAGAGCUGGGCUGAGAUCAGACUGUGGCAGCCGCCCUGCCAUGCAGACCGCCAGCAGGAUAGUCGGAGGCUCGGAGGCAUCCAGAGGGGAGUUCCCGUGGCAAGUCAGCCUGCGCGAGAACAACGAGCACUUCUGCGGUGCCGCCAUCCUCACCGAGAAGUGGCUGGUGUCUGCCGCUCACUGCUUUGCUGAGUUCCAGGACCCAGCCAUGUGGGCAGCUUACACGGGGACCACCUCCCUGCGAGGUUCAGACAGCAGCGCAGUGAAGAUGGGCAUCGCCCGCAUCAUCCCCCACCCCUCCUACAACACUGACACGGCCGACUACGACGUGGCCGUGCUGGAGCUGAAGACACCCGUGACCUUCACGAAGUACAUCCAGCCCGUGUGCCUGCCAGACGCUCGGCAUCACUUCCCCACCAGCAAGAAGUGCCUCAUCUCUGGCUGGGGCUACCUCAAGGAGGACUUCUUGGUGAAACCUGAGUUCCUGCAGAAAGCAACGGUGGAGCUGCUGGACCAGACGCUGUGCUCCAGCCUCUACAGCCACGUCCUCACGGACAGGAUGAUGUGUGCUGGCUACCUGGAGGGGAAGGUUGACUCCUGCCAGGGUGACUCUGGUGGCCCCCUGGUUUGCCAAGAACCAUCUGGCAAGUUCUUCCUGGCGGGAAUCGUGAGUUGGGGAAUUGGAUGUGCUGAAGCCAGGCGGCCUGGGGUUUACACACGCGUUACCAAACUCAGGGACUGGAUCCUGGAUGCUAUUUCUGCCUUCCCUGCCGCAGCCCACACUGCCCUUCAGGUCCCCUCCAGUACUAACAGUAAUGCGCCCGGCUCCAAAGAGCUCGAGACCACCACCACCACCGGUGCAAUCCCCACCACUCCAGCAGCCCCAGCUGCCACCAGGGCGGUGACGGCAGCGAGACCACCAGAGUGUGGAGGACGACCUGGGUUCUCUAAACCCAGCAAGAUCGUGGGAGGAACAGAUGCUUCCAGAGGAGAGAUCCCCUGGCAAGUCAGCCUGAAGGAAGACUCGAGGCAUUUCUGUGGAGCCACCAUCAUUGGGGACCGCUGGCUGCUGUCGGCAGCUCACUGCUUCAACGAGACAAAUCCGGAGGAGAUCGAAGCCUACAUGGGAACAACGUCACUAAAUGGAACCGAUGGGAAUGCAGUGAAGGUCAAUGUCACAAGGGUGAUCGAGCAUCCCUUCUUCGACCCUGUUUUUCUGGAUUUCGAUGUGGCGGUACUAGAGCUGGCAAGACCUCUUGUCUUCAACAAGUACAUCCAGCCCAUCUGUCUUCCACUUGCUGCGCAGAAGUUUCCCAUUGGCAAGAAAUGCCUCAUUUCUGGAUGGGGUGACCUCCAGGAAGGGAAUGCCACCAAGCCCGAGAUCCUGCAGAAAGCCUCGGUGGGCAUCAUAGACCAGGAGACCUGCAACUUCCUCUAUAACUUCUCCCUCACCGACCGAAUGAUCUGCGCUGGCUUCCUGGAGGGGAGGACAGACUCUUGCCAGGGGGAUUCAGGUGGACCCUUGGCCUGUGAGGUGACCCCAGGAGUGUUUUAUCUGGCUGGCAUUGUGAGCUGGGGAAUUGGCUGUGCCCAGGCUAUGAAGCCUGGUGUGUACUCCAGAAUCACCAAACUCAAAGACUGGAUCCUGGACACCAUCUCGCAGCUGCCCAGUCCCGGCACAGGCACCCCUUCCAGUUCAGCCAUCGCUCAAACUCCUACUGCAGCCGUCCCCAUCCAGCAGCCCAGCCCAGCAGCUCCAAGUCCAAUCGACAGAACCACCCUGGGCUCGAAGACAACCACAACCAUGAAAGAAACCUCCAUAGCGCUGCAAACCACCGAGCCUGCCAAGCCCACCCAAACUCCAGUGGUGCCCUGUACCAGCCUCACCUUCAAGUGUUCCAGCGAGGUCUGUAUCGGGAAGGAAAACCCGGAAUGCGAUGGCAUCGUUGACUGCAGCAAUGGCUUCGAUGAGCGUAACUGCGACUGCGGCUUCACAGCUGCCCUGGCCUUCAGCAAGAUCGUGGGUGGCAGCACCGCAGCUCGAGGAGAAUGGCCCUGGCAAGUCAGCCUCUGGCUUCGGCGGAAGGAGCACAAGUGCGGGGCUGUCCUCAUCGCCGACCGGUGGCUGCUCUCUGCAGCUCACUGCUUUGAUAUUUACAGUGACCCCAAAAUGUGGGUGGCCUUUCUAGGAACGCCUUUCCUGAGUGGCAUCGAUGGCAAAAUGGAGAAAAUAUUGCGUAUCUACAAGCACCCUUUUUACAACGUCUACAGCCUGGACUACGACGUGGCUCUGCUCGAGCUGAACACGCCCGUCCAGUUCAGCAGCACCAUCAAACCUAUAUGUCUGCCGGACAGUUCACAUGUCUUCCAUGAAGGAGCCAGAUGCUUCAUCACAGGCUGGGGCUCCACAAAGGAAGGAGGCGUCAUGUCAAAGCAUCUGCAAAAAGCAGCAGUGAACAUGAUCGGAGACCAGGCCUGCAAGAAGUUCUACCCCGUGCAGAUCAGCAGCAGGAUGCUGUGCGCUGGCUUCCCGCACGGCACCGUCGACAGCUGCUCGGGUGAUGCCGGUGGGCCCCUGGCGUGUAAAGAACCCUCAGGGAAGUGGUUUGUUGCAGGAAUCACAAGCUGGGGCUAUGGCUGUGCCAGGCCAAACUUCCCUGGUGUCUACAGCAAAGUCACAGCUGUCCAGGGCUGGAUCGUGCAGAACCUCAAGCGCUGAAGCUACAUUUUGCCACUCAGACGUUUCCCCUUUCCCAGCCCACCUGCCAGUGACACCCACGCCGUACACGCCUGGACCACUACUGAGAAGGCUCACCUCCAGAUGACUUGGCUCACCUCCAGAUGACUUCACAUCCAGGCUUACACCACUUGGGAGGCUCCCAUCACUGAUGCUGCGCAGCCAAUACCAUCACAUUCAAACAGUAAAAAGGCUGCUAGGCAAACAUGGCUGGAAAGCAUUUCAUUUUCACGUAGUCAUUUUCAUUUUCACGUAGCCAUUCUGUUCUCUAGAGGGGGAACUGCACUUCAGUGUCAAUUACUCCACAUACCCAGUUACCUAACAGUUUACCUUGUGUCAGAGCACUUCGGUCCCUUCAUAGACCCCACCACACUGGGAGAUUACAUGAAAUCGGGUUCUCCCACACCCCUUUGAGUGUCCCAGCGGGUAAGGAGAUAACAUCCUUCCAGUCACUCUCCCUGCCCCAGCAAGUACCAGCAGUGAAAUAUUUUAUAAACUACAGAAGAGCUUCAAAAGAAGGGAUUGAAAAAAUGUUACUACAGGGCUCUGGGCACUUUUCAUCUCCUACACUCUCCUGUUCCAGCUCCUGUGCACAGUGCUGACUACACAGCAUCAACUGACUUUGCCAGGAGAGGUGUGUAAGCCAAGAACAAU
Messenger RNA from Falco peregrinus (peregrine falcon), 4207 nucleotides. It is a transcript of the gene TMPRSS9, whose product is annotated as transmembrane serine protease 9. Gene Ontology annotation, biological process: proteolysis. The record is from RefSeq and is a predicted model, not a curated record. Lineage: Eukaryota; Metazoa; Chordata; Aves; Falconiformes; Falconidae. The transcript is spliced from 20 exons. Bases 290 to 3535 code for a protein of 1081 amino acids. Gene Ontology annotation, molecular function: protein binding; serine-type endopeptidase activity.